AUGGCGCUUUGCCUGGGGACGGGUCACGAGCCAACUGAAAGCAUAUGGGUCAGGAUUAAAGGGCAGACCAAUGUGGAUCACAUCAUGGUGGGUAUCAUCUACACACCACCUGAUCAGGAAGAAGCAGUAGAUGAUGCCUUCUUCAGACAAUUGAAAGCAGCUUCACAGUCACAGGCUCUGAUCCUCAUGGGGAAUUUUAGCCACUCUGGAGACUCUGCAGUUACCUUGACCUUUCAAAGAUCAGCUAAGCUAUUGAUGAGUGCUGGCAGCAGUGAGGAAAAUAUAGACGAUAUUUUUGAUGAAAUCUGUAAUGACAACAGCUUCGUCAAAACACCUCUGAAAUCGAAGUAUAACUCUGCAGAUAUCGCACCUCACAGCAAUAGUCCUUUUAUGCAGGCUUAUGGGAAAAGGUGCUCUCCGGUGUAUCUGGGUGGAAGCUCUUCAGCAUAUGGUAUAGGAACAAAUAUUUCAAAGAGAACAUGUGAUCAGCUACGGUGUACUGCUUGUGACUUCCGUGUGUCACUUUACAAUGGCUACAUGUGGGAUCAGUCCUGUGAUUAUCUUUUUUUCAGGAAUAACAUGCCUGAAUUCAGUAAACUAAGAGCAAAGAUGAUAAAGAAGAAAGGAUCACGGGCGUAUGCUUGUCAGUGCAGCUGGAGAUCCAUUGAUGAAUUGACUGACCUCCAAACAGACCAGCAGCUUCGAUGGGUUUGUGGUAAACAUGCAGAAUGAAGUCCUCUUGUGUGUUGUAGCUACUUUUAUGUCAAAACAGGUCACAAGCUCAGUUUGUUUCCCACACAGUUUUCUGAGAAUGGAUGAGAGCCUGAAUACUUAAAUACAGAAAUAGAUUAUAACAUGCAGAGUUCAAACUGAAAACUUUUUUUCACUUUAAUUGUCUUGCAAACCAUAUAGGGAGUUGAAUUGUUAGAAGAAGCAACCGAUUUGGAGGCUUUCUAGAGAGUAAAUGGGCUUAAAGCUCACAUUCUGUGGUGUUAAGGAAAGGAAGAGGAAGUUAAUGGACUUAUGGGGCAAAGAGUUGAAGAAUAUCAGCACUUUGGCUGUGUUCCUCAUAUCCAGCAGAGAGCCUUGUUUCCCACAUCUGCAAAAUCUGGGACUCCAGACAAAAUGAUGGGCUGAGAUGCAGCCACAACACAAGCACAUGAAUUUCUAUAUAGAAAUUAAUAUUAAUGUUCCACUUUUCCCAUAGCUGUCAACAGACAUAGAUCUCCUAAAAGAUUGCUGCAAGAUCAGCUCUCACUGCAAAGAUUUAGGCACACCCGAAAACUUUACUUUUUGUUGCCCACCAGUAGCCAAGAACUGCAGGUGCUGGAAAUUUCCUUCCUAGUUCCUACUGCCUUCUAUGUGUUUCUUUCUUGAAAACUUUUUCUACCAAGCAAGGACUUUCUGUUAAAGUUGACUGGACCUUUGUCACAGGCAAAUUCUGGGCUUCUCUUCAGCCUUCACUGCAAGAGGUGAACAGGUUAUUGAACAAUACUGUGCACUUUAAAAAAUAUUCUGAGGAGUAUAUGGUUCUGUUCCACCAAUAUUUUCAAGAAAAAAAAACCUCAGACUUUAAGAAUGAGAAAAAUAUAUCCUCACUGACUUUCAUAUUUGGAAUUUUUUUCAAUUUACAUAACUUCACUUCAAAAUACUGCAUAUUCAGAAAGGAUAGCUGUCCUGUUUCAACACAUACUCCUUCCCCAGUAAUGUCAUAAAACUACUUCCAGUAUCAUAUUACUUGGUGAAUCACUUUGGUUACUAGCUUCUUCCUUUCCACUAAUUACUUAUAAAUAAGACAGGAGUUGGUUUUGUAUUUUUCAGGGAAAAGGAAGGGGUUACCAGUCCUGGAAGUUGUUACAUUGAAAAAUGUCCCAAGUUCCAAAGAGAGACAAUGGGAACAUUUCAAAAUGAGAUGUUACUUAAAAAAAAAAAAAAAAAAGGAAUAAGGAACCUGUUAGUAUUUUUGCUGUGUAGUAUAUGAUACUGUA
Struthio camelus australis is the source of this 1988-nucleotide messenger RNA. Lineage: Eukaryota; Metazoa; Chordata; Aves; Struthioniformes; Struthionidae. The record is from RefSeq and is a predicted model, not a curated record.